UCCCUCUCCCAGCGGUGGGUGCCCUCUGCCGGUGAGCGGCGGAAGCGCAGCGCCCUGGGAAGUCAGAUCGAGGCUGGAGUUCCAGCGGAACCCUGCGCUGCAUUCCAUUCCAUCCCAUUCAUGCUGAGCGGCGACACUGUAGCGCCGGCAACUCGGGGGACUCGCACUAUGGAGGCGCGCACUGACUCCCGCUACCCAUGCUGGCUGUCUAUCAGGACCGAAUUCUAAAUGAGGCAGUCAACGGGAGCCAAUUUGGAAAUAUAACCUUCCUUCCCCCUCUUUUUAAUUUAUUUUUGGGUGUUUUUUAAUUAUUGUUAUAAUUAUUAUUCGGGAAGAUGCUGCUCCACGCCGAGAGGCCUCUGCCGUUCCAUUUAUGGACUUUUUUAGUUUUGCUUGGUUCCUGGAUUGCAACAGGGGAUGGGUCUCCUAAAGACUUCAGGACUUUUACAGGAAGCGACUGGAGCCUGACUCACCUAGUAGUACACAAUAAAACCGGAGAGGUGUAUGUGGGAGCCAUCAACAGGAUUUACAAACUGUCUAACAAUUUGACUCUCUUGCGCACCCACGUAACAGGUCCGGUAGAGGACAAUGAAAAGUGUUACCCUCCGCCUAGUGUCCAGUCCUGCCCCCAUGGACUUAUCACCACGAAUAAUGUGAACAAGCUGCUACUCAUUGAUUACUCUGAUAACAGAUUAAUAGCAUGUGGGAGCGCCUCACAGGGGAUCUGCCAGUUCCUACGCCUUGAUGAUCUCUUCAAGUUGGGUGAGCCUCACCACCGGAAGGAACAUUACCUUUCUAGUGUCAAUGAGUCUGGGACCAUGUCUGGUGUCAUCAUUGAGGUUCCAAAUGGCCAAAAUAAACUCUUUGUUGGGACUCCUAUUGAUGGAAAAUCUGAAUAUUUCCCCACCCUCUCCAGCCGCAAACUACUGGGCAAUGAAGAAAAUGCUGAAAUGUUUGGCUUUGUCUAUCAGGAUGAAUUUGUGUCUUCACAACUCAAGAUCCCCUCAGAUACCUUGUCAAAAUUCCCUACAUUUGAUAUCUACUACGUGUACAGUUUCAGCAGUGAGCAGUUUGUGUACUACUUAACGCUUCAGCUGGACACCCAGUUAACAUCACCUGACUCAACAGGGGAGCAGUUUUUUACGUCCAAGAUUGUCCGGCUUUGUGUAGACGAUCCCAAGUUCUACUCUUACGUAGAGUUUCCCAUUGGUUGCAUGAAGGAUGGGGUGGAAUAUAGGCUGAUACAGGAUGCCUAUCUGAGCAAGCCAGGGAAACGCUUGGCUAAGGAGCUGGGCAUCUCUGAAAGGGAAGACAUUCUUUUCACAGUCUUCUCACAAGGACAGAAGAACCGGAUCAAACCCCCCAAAGAGUCUGUCCUGUGCCUCUUCACCUUGAAGAAGAUCAAGGAUAAAAUUAAAGAGCGCAUUCAGUCUUGCUACAGAGGCGAUGGGAAACUCUCUCUGCCUUGGCUCUUAAACAAGGAGCUGGGAUGCAUCAAUUCACCUCUGCAAAUUGACGACAAUUUCUGUGGGCAGGAUUUUAACCAGCCGCUUGGGGGGACAGUCACCAUAGAAGGUACACCGUUGUUUCUGGAUAAAGAAGACGGAAUGACAUCAGUAGCCGCCUAUGAUUAUCGGGGGCACACUGUUGUGUUUGCUGGAACCCGCAGUGGCCGUGUGAAAAAGAUCCUGGUGGACCUGUCUGCCUCCUCCUCUCACUUGGUGCAACAGUACGAGAAUGUAGUGGUCCAUGAGGGCAAUGCUAUCCUGAGGGACUUGGUACUGAGCCCCGACCGGCAGUAUAUCUACGCUAUGACAGAAAAGCAGGUUACUCGUGUGCCGGUGGAGAGUUGUGAGCAAUAUGAAAGCUGUGACACCUGCCUUGGCUCCAGGGACCCUCACUGCGGCUGGUGUGUGCUCCACAACAUGUGUUCGAGAAAAGAUAAAUGCGAGCGAGCAGAUGAGCUUCACAGGUUCACUUCUGACCAGCGUCAGUGUGUCCAACUCACAGUGCACCCCAAAAAUAUCUCCGUCACUGUGUCCGAGGUUCCGAUGGUUUUACAAGCCUGGAAUGUCCCUGACCUGUCUGCUGGGGUGAACUGCUCCUUUGAGGAUUUUACUGAGAUGGAAGGACGGAUACUGGAUGGAAAGAUCUACUGCACAUCUCCCUCUGCUAAAGAAGUUAUUCCUAUCACAAGGGGCCAUGGAGACAAGAGGGUUGUAAAACUCUACCUUAAAUCCAAAGAAACUGGGAAGAAGUUUGCAAGUGUGGAUUUUGUCUUCUACAACUGUAGUGUCCAUCAGUCAUGCCUCUCCUGUGUAAAUGGAUCCUUUCCCUGCCACUGGUGCAAAUAUAGACACGUGUGCACCCACAAUGCAGCCGACUGCUCCUUUCAAGAGGGCCGAGUGAACAUGUCGGAGGACUGCCCCCAGAUUCUGCCUUCCUCCCAGAUCUACAUCCCUGUUGGGGUCGUGAAGCCCAUCACACUGACUGCCAAGAACCUCCCGCAGCCCCAGUCCGGUCAGCGCAACUACGAGUGUAUUUUCCACAUCCCCGGGAGUGUGACUCGGGUCACUGCUUUGCGCUUCAACAGUACCAGCAUCCAGUGCCAGAACACUUCGUAUAACUAUGAAGGCAAUGAUAUCAGUGACCUACCUGUCAAUUUAUCUGUGGUCUGGAAUGGGCACUUUGUCAUAGACAACCCUCAAAACAUUCAAGCUCAUCUGUACAAGUGCUCGGCCCUAAGGGAAAGCUGCGGACUUUGCCUUAAAUCUGACCGUCGAUUUGAGUGUGGCUGGUGCGUCAGUGAGAAGAAGUGCACUCUGCGCCAGAAUUGUCCCACCCUUGAAAACCCUUGGAUGCAUGCCAGUACCGCCAAUAGUCGCUGCACUGACCCAAAGAUCACCAAGCUUUUUCCAGAGACAGGCCCCAGGCAGGGUGGAACCCGACUGACCAUCACAGGAGAAAAUCUGGGCUUGAGGUUCGAGGACAUUCGCUUUGGAGUGAGGGUUGGGCACGUCAUGUGUGUCCCUGUCGAGAGCGAGUAUAUCAGCGCAGAGCAGAUCGUUUGUGAGAUUAACGAUGCCGGAAGGACCCGUGUCCACGAGGCUCAAGUGGAGGUCUGUGUAAAAGACUGCUCUCAAGACUACAGGGCUAUUUCUCCAAAGUCAUUCACCUUUGUGUUACCCUCCUUUAACCGGGUCACACCUUCCCGAGGUCCUUUGUCUGGUGGCACCUGGAUAUCCAUUGAAGGAAACUAUCUGAACGCUGGCAGUGAUGUUUCUGUGGCUAUUGGGGGACGUCCCUGCAUGUUUUCAUGGCGAACUGCGAAAGAGAUCCGCUGUAAGACUCCGCAGGGACCAAGCACGGGUAAAGCCGAAAUACAAAUCCUCAUCAACCGCGCCACGAUGAACAACUCUGAAGUACAUUACAAUUACACCGAAGAUCCAACCGUGCAAAAGAUAGAACCAGAGUGGAGCAUCGCCAGUGGGGGAACCCCUCUGAUAGUAACUGGGAUGAAUCUGGCAACUAUUAAAGAACCCAAAAUAAGAGCUAAAUACGGAGAUGUGGAGAAAGAAAAUAACUGCACUCUUUACAAUGACACCACCAUGGUGUGCUUGGCACCCUCCGUUGACAAUCCCUUGAGGAGCCCUCCGGAGAAUGGGGACCGUCCUGAUGAGAUAGGCUUCAUAAUGGACAAUGUUCAUGCCCUCCUUAUUGUGAACACUACCAGCUUCCUUUAUUACCCGGAUCCUGUGUUUGAACCGCUGACGGCAUCUGGAAACCUUGAGCUGAAGCCCAGCUCUCCUCUUAUAAUCAAGGGUCGGAAUCUCAUUCCAGCAGCCCCAGGGAACUUCAGGCUUAAUUAUACAGUGUUGAUUGGUGACACUCCGUGUGCCCUUACUGUCUCCGAGACCCAGCUCCUGUGCGAGUCUCCGAACCUUACUGGACAGCAUAAAGUUACUAUUAAAGCCGGAGGGUUUGAGUACUCACCGGGCACACUGCAGAUUUACUCGGACAGCCUGCUGACCUUGCCUGCCAUUAUUGGCAUUGGAGGAGGAGGGGGUUUGCUGUUGCUCAUUAUAAUCAUCGUGCUUAUUGCCUACAAGAGGAAAUCGCGGGAUGCCGACCGCACCCUGAAACGACUGCAGCUGCAAAUGGACAAUCUGGAGUCCCGUGUGGCACUGGAGUGCAAAGAAGCCUUUGCAGAGCUGCAGACUGACAUCCACGAGCUGACCAACGACCUUGACGGGGCUGGAAUUCCUUUCCUGGAGUACCGUACUUACGCCAUGCGAGUCCUUUUCCCCGGAAUAGAAGAUCAUCCUGUCCUGAAAGAAAUGGAGGUACAAGCCAACGUGGAGAAAUCCCUGACGCUUUUUGGGCAGCUCCUCACCAAGAAGCACUUCCUGUUGACCUUCAUUCGGACGCUGGAGGCCCAGAGGAGCUUCUCCAUGAGAGACAGGGGUAACGUGGCUUCGCUCAUCAUGACGGCGUUGCAGGGGGAGAUGGAAUACGCCACCGGCGUUCUCAAGCAGCUUCUCUCCGACCUCAUUGAGAAGAAUCUUGAAAGCAAAAACCACCCUAAGCUGCUGCUGAGGAGGACAGAGUCUGUGGCUGAGAAGAUGCUGACAAACUGGUUUACGUUCCUCCUCUACAAGUUCUUAAAGGAAUGUGCUGGGGAGCCGCUCUUCAUGUUGCACUGUGCCAUCAAGCAACAGAUGGAGAAAGGACCUAUUGAUGCCAUCACUGGAGAAGCCCGCUACUCACUGAGCGAGGACAAGCUGAUCCGUCAGCAGAUCGACUACAAGACACUGAAUCCUUGUGCUGAUGACGUUGGGCUGAGCGAUGAAUCAUGUUGCCGCUCGCCUCAAACCCUGAACUGUGUGAACCCUGAGAACGAAAAUGCCCCAGAAAUCCCUGUCAAGGUGCUGAACUGUGACACCAUAACCCAAGUGAAGGAGAAACUGCUUGAUGCGGUGUAUAAAGGUGUUCCAUACUCCCAGCGACCAAAGGCAGGAGACAUGGACCUGGAGUGGCGCCAGGGUAGGAUGGCACGCAUUAUUCUGCAAGAUGAGGAUGUGACAACCAAAAUAGACAAUGACUGGAAACGACUCAAUACAUUGGCACAUUAUCAGGUGACAGAUGGAUCUUCAGUUGCACUGGUACCCAAACAGAACUCUGCCUACAACAUCUCAAACUCAUCAACAUUUACAAAGUCUCUGAGCAGAUAUGAGAGUAUGUUACGGACGGCAUCAAGCCCAGACAGCCUGAGGUCCCGCACCCCAAUGAUCACCCCUGACCUGGAGAGUGGAACCAAACUCUGGCACCUGGUGAAAAACCAUGACCACCUAGAUCAACGGGAGGGUGACAGAGGUAGCAAGAUGGUGUCAGAGAUUUACCUGACUCGCCUGUUGGCCACAAAGGGAACUCUCCAGAAGUUUGUGGAUGAUCUGUUUGAGACGAUCUUCAGCACGGCACAUCGUGGAAGCGCGCUCCCUCUCGCUAUUAAAUACAUGUUUGAUUUCCUGGACGAGCAGGCGGACAAGCAUCAGAUCACUGACUACGAUGUGCGCCACACAUGGAAAAGUAACUGUUUGCCACUGAGAUUCUGGGUGAACGUCAUUAAAAAUCCACAGUUUGUGUUUGACAUUCAUAAGAACAGCAUCACGGACGCCUGCCUUUCUGUGGUAGCCCAGACGUUCAUGGAUUCUUGUUCCACGUCAGAACAUAAGCUGGGCAAGGACUCCCCAAGUAACAAGCUGCUGUAUGCCAAGGACAUACCCAAUUACAAGAGCUGGGUGGAGAGGUAUUACGCAGAUAUUGCCAAAAUGCCGGUGAUCAGCGACCAGGAUAUGAGCGCGUACCUAGCCGAACAAUCGAGGUUACACCUGAGCCAGUUCAACAGCAUGAGCGCCCUGCAUGAGAUUUACUCCUAUAUCACAAAAUACAGAGACGAGAUUUUAACUGCAUUGGAAAAAGACGAACAAGCAAGGAGGCAGCGACUAAGAAGUAAACUGGAACAGGUCAUCGACACAAUGGCGCAGAGUAGUUGAAGUCCAUGUUCUCUGCUUUGCUUGGUCCCCCCAAUGGCUGCCGAGAAAGAGGGAAUCCUGCAGGCUGACUACAAAUGCUCGCAGCUAUGGACACCGCUCACUGCAGGAACUGGUUUGGAACUUCCAUGAGAGAAAGAACAAAUCCGCUUGCAAGUGUGUAUAUAUAUAAAUAUAUACAUAUAAAGACUUUAGAAAACAUUUCAAAGAAUGACUUAGAAACCUUUAUAAAAAUAAACAGUUUUAAGGGACUCAAAUUUCAAUACAAAAUUAAAAUAUAGAUUUAAAACAAUGGGAGCUGCUUGAACGUUUCAGGGAAGAGACAGUACGCCUGGCCAUGUGACAUCCACGGAUUACGUGAUAGACCGGAAGUCGUUGCCUACCAAGGAAAACAGAUUUCCUUUUCAUCCUGUCUCCCCCCUAAAAAUCCCCGGGCUACUCUCAAACCCUAAACGACCUCCCUCUUUGGCUUUCAGCCACUAGUGUUAAUGCUAUAUUUGCACAAUUAACUGAAAUUCUUGGGGUUUUUUAAAGAAAAUGAAAAAAAGAAGAAAAAAACAAGGAAUCCUAAAAUAAGAUGGAAAAAAAAAAAAAGCAAAAAAAGGUGUUUUUGUGUUUCUGGAAAACCACAAUCAAAACCACUCCACAAAUUCUCCUACAGGAAGGAUAAACUGUUCCAGAAGCUUUGAUAUUUUUCUAGAUUUCGUUCUGUGCCAUGUUUCCUUUGAAUGUCGUUUUAGUGAAUAAAAAUCGGGAAAAAUGAAUAAAGAAGAAACUCUUAAUUGUACUACAUGGGGAGGGAGAGCGAGAUGUCCCGAAAGGGGCAGACAACCUUCUGUUAUGGAGGGGUAACAGGAACAGUUGUGGAAACCUGGAAAGAAAAGUUACAUUUCAAGUUUCUUAGGAGCCCCACUCCCCACCCUCCGUAUAUUUUUUAUUUUGGAAUGAAUUGUGUUUGAUUUCCGAUGAAUAUUGGAUAUGUUUUGUUUCCUCCAAAAUUACGAUACAAGAUGGAAGCACAUUCAGAGUCACAACACCUCUUACACAUGUAUAUGUAUGAUUUUGCUUUGGGAAGGCAUAGUAAUUCUGAAAAUGCUUUGCAAUGGCAGGGUUCCAAAAGCCACAAACACUCCUCCACUUACUAGACUAGAAUGUCCAUCACAAUCCAGUCGCUGGUUGAGCUUGUUAAGAGUCUUGGUCAACAGUCGCUUGGGCUUCUCUGCUAUCUUCAUUCUUAAUGGUGGCGUGGGAUUGGUGAAGAUGGGACAAUCCACUGGUUUGGUGAUGACCUUGUCAUCUGUUUUUUAAUUUAUUAUGAACCAAUAUGGGAGGACAGUAAAACAAUGGGAGAGGUGUAAGUUGCAUGGUGGCUGUGCUAAUAUGGGGAGGGGGUGGUGUUGAUGGAGGGAGCAAAAGGUCAUCUUUUUAGCCAUUUUAUUGUUUUUUUUUUGGUUUUAUUGAUCAUGCCUGGUCUUGUUUUUCAACAUCUGCCUUUAUUUGGAGGAAGCAUUUUAAUGGCCAGUCAUAGAGAAAGACAUAGACAAUUUAGAUGCUUUUACUAUUGUAAACAUUUAAGUGUAAUUGUUUCUUAGCUGUCCAUAUGUAUGUCCCAGCAAGGAAUGCAGUUUUGCCCCAUUAGCAGUUGAGGUGACAACCAAGGCAUCCUUUGGCUUUACCUUUACAUCCGUUCCCCCCACAUAUCUUAUUUUAAUGUUAGCUGCUGAAAUAUUCCAGAGUCAUUGCAUGGCUGGUGUACGGAAGAGUCCUUCAUAAUAUAGUGAAGAACCUGGAUUCCACGCUGUACCUUUGAUCUAUGUAUAUCAGACCUUUCAUUCAUGCAGUUGGAACAUCACAUUUUCAUGCCAGAGGGGACAGCAACUCCGCACAGCAGCGGAAUUCAGAUUGGUGCAAUCUAUAAUGUGAAUAAAAUUGAAUACAUUUCACCUAGCGGCUCAUCACUCCGGAUGUGAGCAGUCGUCUGGCCUUUCCCUUGGCUCAUUCUCUUCCACGGAAGUUAUUACUGGUGUCUGCCAUAGAAACUUAAGGCUGAGGGCAUGCAUGGUGCGUUCUGUCCCACUUUUUUAUGUUGAGGGUGACCAAAUUGCAGAACUUAUCUUAAGUAGCUUCUCUUGGUAGAUAAUUAGCAUUUUGGCCCAUAUGGCACCCAAAAGUCAGAAGCUGUAGUCCAACACAUGCCAAUCCUAUUGAUACACAUCUGAAUGGGACUCAUCACUCUAUGCAGGCCUUUGCUCUUGAGCUCCAUGGAGCAUGCCAGAAACAAAGCCAGAUGGCAAUGGGUAUGUACCCAAGCUUAUCUUGGAACCCCAAGAAGUCUGUGUGGAAUUAGCCAUGCCUAAGAACCAACCUAGUAACCUUAGCCUCUCAAGUAACAUCUACUGGUUGCCUAAAUAAGAAUUAAACCUAUUUCCUCAGAACCGAUUAAUGUCACACAAGCAAAGGUGGGCUCCCAUCUGAAAAGCUACAGGUUGUCCAAUAAUACCCUGGUAUAUUUGGUAAUAUCCCCAAUUUAUAAGCCUGGAGACUUCUCAAUGAUAUCACGGGAUCCCAUCCCCCCAAAAAAUAACUAGGGUUGAAUCCUUCCACUGUGUGUUGCGGUCCCCUCAGGCAUAUUUGGUGAAGCACACCCCUUGGCAAUUUCUACCAGAAAUGUGGUUAUUUUGGAACCUUUAGGCCAGCUGCCAAGCUUGGUCCCAUGCUCAUAUAGGUGUUUCCAGUGGUAGAUGGGAUGGCCUCCUCUAUGUUUAUCCCUUUUACUGUCACCGUGAUAUGAUUGGAACAACCAGAGCAAAUUCCCAGAGUGUUCUGGCCUACGGCAAAGUCUGAUUUGUGGUUGACUUGAAGCUCCGCCGAGCCAUGGUCUGUAAAUAUCCUCUGGCUAUUUUAACGUUGCUCAGAUUUAGUACUUGUAAAUAAAUUCCUCGCAUCACAAAGAGAUUAAACAACAUUUUUGCUAAA
Messenger RNA from Xenopus laevis (African clawed frog), 9026 nucleotides. It is a transcript of the gene plxna1.L, whose product is annotated as plexin A1 L homeolog. Gene Ontology annotation, biological process: regulation of cell migration; semaphorin-plexin signaling pathway. NCBI's taxonomy places the organism in Eukaryota, Metazoa, Chordata, Amphibia, Anura, Pipidae. The coding region runs from base 336 to 6053 and encodes 1905 amino acids. Gene Ontology annotation, cellular component: membrane; semaphorin receptor complex; plasma membrane. The record is from RefSeq and is a predicted model, not a curated record. Gene Ontology annotation, molecular function: semaphorin receptor activity. The transcript is spliced from 33 exons.